AUGAAUCACUCAAGAGCUUACUUACUACUUGAAAGAGAAUACAUGGAGUUUACAGAAGCCAACAUCUUUGGCAUUUCUAUUACUCCUGUGACAGACAACUUGAUGAAAUGGGUAGCUGAAAUUGAAGGAUUGAAGGAUUCCCUAUGGGAAUGUGCUGUACUCCAAAUAUCAAUGAACUACACUGAAGGUUACAACAACAUUCCUCCAUGCAUCAAUUUCAUCACUAUUCCCUUCCAUCCCAAUGUUGAUCCACAGUCUGGGAGACCUUGUGUGGACUUUCUAGAUGACCCCACCAUGUGGAACAGCAAGUUAACAAUGACGAGUAUCCUACUUAGUAUCCAGGUUUUGCUGUCUAAUCCAGUUUUGAAUAAUGCAGUGAACUUGGAGGCAGCUAAAAUGCUGCAGGACAAUUAUCCUCUGUAUAGACAAAGAGUUAUACAGUGUGUCAGAACUAGCCAGUACUUAAAAGCUCAACCCAGUUUUAAAGACUCUGCCAUUUCAUUUAAGUGCCACCAAACAUCUGAAGAAUAUUUUCCUGCCCAAAGGAGGAAGAUUACAGCCAUAUCCUAUGAAGAUUAUUACUUGACAUGGUUUGAAAUUGCCACAUCAAAAGCAAGAGAAGAUUUUAAAACCCCAGUGUUUGAAGAUCCAAACUUCAUAGGAAACUGCUACAACUGGUUUGCAGAAAAUGUGGCCAAAGGAGAAUGGGAUGAAAAUAUGUAUCGAUUUAUCAUCUCUGAGUGUAUUGAAAAACAAAAGAGACAAAAAUUAUUAGAUAGCCAGACAGGUAGUCAUCAUAUCUCAAGCUCUACUCCAGUUGGAUCUCAAACUACUUCUGCUCUGGAGUUUAAGAAGAAAGACGGAAGCCAAGAUGAGGAGCAAUGGGAGAAAGAAGCAGAAGAUCUGGUACUCUGGUCCACAAGUCUUGAUCAAAGAAGAUGGGAUUAA
Molecule: messenger RNA, 948 nt
Organism: Varanus komodoensis (Komodo dragon)
Lineage: Eukaryota; Metazoa; Chordata; Lepidosauria; Squamata; Varanidae
Gene: UBE2U
Product: ubiquitin conjugating enzyme E2 U
Exons: 10
Coding region: 1-948 (315 amino acids)
Source: RefSeq, a predicted model, not a curated record